Molecule: messenger RNA, 1355 nt
Organism: Asparagus officinalis (garden asparagus)
Lineage: Eukaryota; Viridiplantae; Streptophyta; Magnoliopsida; Asparagales; Asparagaceae
Product: NADH-cytochrome b5 reductase-like protein
Exons: 13
Coding region: 63-1022 (319 amino acids)
Molecular function (GO): cytochrome-b5 reductase activity, acting on NAD(P)H
Source: RefSeq, a predicted model, not a curated record
UCACUUCUUUUUCUUCGGAAAAAAAAAAGAAAAAAAAACAAGAAAUUUGGGAAAAAAGAAAAAUGGCUGUUAAUCUAAUGAGGAGGCUCUCAACCUCGAGGGGAUUGAUCAAUUCGUUCAGAGAGGAUCACAGCCGUCGAUUUCCGAUCGGAGCUUCUGGCGGGAUCGCCUUGUACUACUGCAGCUCGCAAAACUCCACGGUGUCUUAUCUUGACGCACAAAGUGAACAAACUGCUGGCAAAACUGCACUCAACCCAGAUAAGUGGUUGGAAUUUAAGCUUCAAGAAACAGCAAGAGUCAGCCAUAACACUAAGUUAUACAGGUUCACUUUUGACCCUUCUGUCGAUUUGGGUCUUUAUGUCGCUUCGUGUAUCCUUACAAGGGUUCCCAUUGGAGGAGAGACAGAAGAAGGAAAGAAGAAAUUUGUAAUCCGCCCGUAUACUCCCAUAUCAGAUCCUGAAUCCAAGGGUUACUUUGAUUUAUUGAUCAAGGUUUAUCCUGAAGGAAAGAUGAGUCAGCAUUUUGAUAAAUUAAAACCAGGCGAUGUGGUUGAAGUUAAAGGGCCAAUUGAAAAGAUCAGAUAUAGCCCGAACAUGAAAAAGAAAAUUGGCAUGAUUGCAGGUGGCACUGGGAUCACACCAAUGUUGCAGGUUAUCAAGGCGAUUGUAAAAAAUCCUGAGGACUGCACUCAGGUAUCAUUGCUUUAUGGUAAUGUAUCACCAGAUGAUAUUCUAUUAAAAGCAGAGCUUGACAGACUUGCAGCUAGCUAUCCAAAUUUCAAGGUGUUUUAUACUGUUGAUAACCCAUCCCAAAACUGGAGAGGAGGUUCAGGCUUUAUAUCAAAAGAUAUGGUUUUGAAGGGCUUGCCUGGUCCUGGGGACGACACGCUCGUACUUGUAUGUGGCCCUCCAGGAUUGAUGGAUCACAUAUCUGGAAAUAAGGCAAAGGAUUAUACGCAAGGCGAGCUUUCAGGGGUACUCAAGGAGUUGGGUUACACUGCAGAAAUGGUGUACAAGUUCUGAAAUAUCCUUUGGUGGUGAAGGGACAAGCUUUGGUUGAGCUCUUAGUUAUUUUCCAUCUCGCAAACAAUUGUAACCUGUGAUCUUUAGUGGAUUCCUGCAAUAAAAUUUUGACGCUGGUUGGAUGAAUGCUAAACGAAGAAACAAGAGGUGAAUAAAUAGUCUGAUCUUUAGAUCAACUUUGUGCGUUGGUUGUGUUGUUUAUUUCAUUUUUGUGAGCCUCACAUUUUUUCGCGAUCAAUGGAGCAUAUUUUGUUGGCUGGUACUUAUUUUGAUUUUUCGCUUCAAGGUUGUAAUCAACCGUUGGUGAAUAUGAUUCAACCAAUGCUUUUUGUA